Molecule: messenger RNA, 1128 nt
Organism: Staurois parvus
Lineage: Eukaryota; Metazoa; Chordata; Amphibia; Anura; Ranidae
Source: the annotation of a GenBank genome assembly
AUGAAGAUGGGAAAAACUAAUACUACCCUCACCAAGGACACCAUCUGGAAUUAUCAUUGCUGGAAUGAGGCAUGGAUGACCCGGCCAGAUCUCCCAGUUGGUUUUGGAGGAUGGCAGGCAGUGGAUGCCACACCACAGGAGACUAGUGAUGGUAUGUUUAGAUGUGGUCCUGCAUCUGUUCAAGCCAUUAAACAUGGACACGUCUGCUUUCAGUUUGAUACGCCUUUCCUUUUCUCUGAGGUAAACAGUGACAUCGUUUACUCUAAAGUAUUGAAAGAUGGAUCAAAAGUGGUUCAGUAUACUGAUAAAGCACACGUGGGACAAAAAAUUUUAACUAAAGAAAUAGGAGGAGAUGGACCGCAUGAUAUAACUGAUCUGUACAAGUUCUCAGAAGGCUGUGAAGAGGAGAGACUGGCACUUGAAGCAGCUCUCAUGUACGGUGUCAAAAAAGAAAUCCGAGACGAGCUACAGCUACUCACCGAGCAUGACACUACAAUAGACUUUCAGGAAGAUAAUGCAGUAUUUGGCAGUGACUUCAAAGUCAUUUUAACAUUCAAGAAUCAAAGUUCCAAUCGGUAUACAGUAUCAGCCUAUCUAACUGGACAUGUUGUAUUUUAUACGGGAGUCCUGAAGUCAGAAUUCAAAAAUAAAACCAUUGAAGUAACACUGGAUCCUUUUUCCAAUAAAACAGUGGACGUUAAUAUAAAAGCCAGUGAGUACAUGAGCCAUCUUGUGGAACAGGCCUCUUUACACUUCUUCGUCACGACUCGUAUCAAUGAAACAAGGAAGAUAAUGGCCAAACAGAAGAUUGUAGUAUUGCAAGUUCCUGAGCUGCGCAUUAAGACUAUUGGAGAUAAGAUGGCUGGUAAAGAAAUGAAAGUGGUGGUGGAAUUCACUAAUCCACUAAAGAAGAAACUACAGAAUGUUGUCGUGCGUAUUGGUGGUCCAGGUCUUAUGAAAACCAAAACUCAGAUUUUCAGGGAAGUCCAAGGAAAUACACCCCUGAUUUUGGAAGAAAGCUUUAUCCCAAGAAGAGAGGGCACCAGGAAACUAAUUGCAACUCUUGAUUCUGACACGCUAAGGCAUGUGUAUGGUGAGCUGGAUUUGGAGAUCUUGAGUGGAGUCUAA